AAGCGCGUUUGGAUGACCCUCCUCACCAACAAGGCCUACCUCGAGGGCGCCUUGACACUUGACUUCUCCAUCAAGCAAACAGGCUCAAAGUAUCCCCUUGUUGUGUUCCAUCCGCCGACAAUCGAGGCAGAAGUACUUGAAGAGCUGGCCAAGCGCAACAUUCGCACAAAACAAGUCGACCUCUUGCUACCCACUACCUUCAAGGACUAUGGCAUCGACGAGCGAUUCUACGACUGCUGGAGCAAGCUUCUUCCCCACGGAAUGGUCUCCUACGAUCGCAUCGUUGAGUUGGACGCCGACAUGCUUGUCCGACACAACAUUGACGAGCUCAUGGAAAUGACACUACCGACAGGCACCAUGGCCGCGACGCACGCCUGCGUCUGUAAUCCAAACAAUAUUUCACAUUACCCGGCUGACUGGGUUCCGCACAAUUGCGCCUACACAAAGCAACACGAAACGCCGGAAGCUGCUCAUCUCAUGAGCCACGCUGUCGAAGCCGGCUCUGGACUUGCCAUCAUGAAUGGCGGCCUUCAAGUGAUUGACCCAAACCAAAAGCACUUCAAUGCGAUUGCUGCGAUCAUGCAAAAUGAGACAUUGACGUCCACGUUUGCUUUUGCCGACCAGUCAUUGCUGAGUUACUACUUUAAGGACAACUGGAUUUCCCUACCAUAUGUGUACAAUGCCCUCAAGACAAUGCGCCAACAUCAUGCGCCCAUGUGGAAUGACGACCGUGUCAAGGUGGUGCACUACAUCCUCAAUGACAAGCCAUGGCAUGAUGUGUUGGAAGAAGAGUCCGAGUUUGUCCCGAACCAGUGGUGGUGGAGAGCACAACGGGAGCGCUUACACUAUGAGUCUGCAGAGCAAGCCAGGGCUGAC
Protomyces lactucae-debilis is the source of this 876-nucleotide messenger RNA. RefSeq names its product glycosyl transferase. The transcript has a single exon. The annotation marks the transcript as partial. NCBI's taxonomy places the organism in Eukaryota, Fungi, Ascomycota, Taphrinomycetes, Taphrinales, Protomycetaceae. Gene Ontology annotation, molecular function: glycosyltransferase activity. The record is from RefSeq and is a predicted model, not a curated record.